AUGUCUUUGGAACCGCAGCAGCAGCUGCAGCCCGUUAUGGUUUACCCCAACACCGAGGCAGGGCAGCCAUCUUCGCGCCAUUCAGAUGGAUCAUUUGGGAUAGUUUUUAUUGUCCUGGCCGUAGUCAUUGCUGUAUCGGCCAUUGCUUGCUUUCUUGGCAGGCUCUGCAACCGGCGCUACCAAACUGAUCAAAAGCCUAAGCGAAACCAACAACACUCUCGGCCCAAGGAAGCUGUGGACAUUGAGUACGGGUUUGAUAAAAGAAUCCCAGCUUCAAAAACAGCUGGAAAUGGUGGAACCAGAGGACAGAAGCCAACCCAAAAUGGUCGUGACCACAUGAGAGGCGAAAUGAAGCCUACUGCUCUUGGAAGAGAGCCCAGAGCCGGUGCAAGAUAA
Carya illinoinensis is the source of this 396-nucleotide messenger RNA. RefSeq lists its product as uncharacterized. The transcript has a single exon. Bases 1 to 396 code for a protein of 131 amino acids. The record is from RefSeq and is a predicted model, not a curated record. Lineage: Eukaryota; Viridiplantae; Streptophyta; Magnoliopsida; Fagales; Juglandaceae.